UCUCCAGGUCAGGGACAACCAGAGGGUCGCUGCCCGCCUGCCGCUCCCGGGUGGCGCAAUUAGAGCUCCGCUACAGGAAAAACGUGAAACACGGUCUCUCCUCUCAACCAGAACAUUGUUACACUAAUUAAUAAGUUGGCGCGUCAGGGUAGCUUUGGCACAGAAGCAGCAGGAACAUGAAUAACAGGAGGAAGGAUUUCACUGAAGAAAAUCCACAACCUUUUAAAAUAUAAGAAAUGUGUCAUUUGACACCUGUAGCAAACUGCAUUUCAGUGAGCUAAAGUUUAAAGCUUAAAGGCAGAGUAAGUCAGAAACCUGGAUAGCUAGCGUUAGCUUUAGCAUGAUGCAGAGAGAAAACAUGUCAGAACCAGACUGGACCUGAGACCUGAGACCCAAACGUCUUUACUGACGUCACAGAAAACAAAACCUUCAACCAGGUUGUGAAAUUGAGGAGCGUCCCCCUGAGGCCCCCUGCUGACUGAUAACAAGCACUGCGUGGGAGCUCAAUGAGUGUGUGCUGCUAACCGGAGCUCCUCCUGUGUGUGUGUGUGUGUGUGUGUGUGUGUGUGUGUGUGUGUGUGUGGCACCAUGCUGUGGACGGUGCUGCUGGCGCUGCUGGUGCUUCUCCUGCUGCAGACUCAGCUCUCUGUUUGCUUAAGGGAUCUGCGCAGCGGGGCGUCCGUUUCGCCUCUUCAGUCUCCUCCUCCAUCCUCUUCCUCCCCCUCCUCAGCAUCAUCAUCAUCCUCCUCUUACAACGCUACCCAGCAGCGGCUGCCCGGAGCUAUUAUCAUUGGCGUGCGGAAAGGCGGCACCAGAGCCCUGCUGGAGAUGCUCAACCUGCACCCAGACGUGGAGGUGGCGAAGGCCGAGGUCCACUACUUCAACGUGGAGGAACACUUCCGCCGGGGUCUGGCCUGGUACCGAGCCCAGAUGCCCUUCACCCUGCCGGGCCAGCUGACGGUGGAGAAAACCCCCGGCUACUUCGCAGCCCCCCAGGUUCCAGUUCGGGUGUGGGACAUGAACCCGGCCGUCCGGCUGCUGCUCAUCGUCAGGGACCCGGCGGAGAGGCUGGUCUCCGACUACACCCAGGUCCUCCACAACCGCCUGACGCAGGACAAGCCCUACCAGCCGCUGGAGGAGCUGCUGCUCCACGAGGGCCACAUCAACCACGGCUACAAGGCGCUGCAGAGGAGCCUGUACCAUCUGCACCUGGCCCGCUGGCUGGAGGUUUUCCCCCGGGAGCAGAUCCACGUGGUGGACGGCGAUGCGCUCAUUCGGGACCCGUUCCCGGAGCUGAGGAAGGCGGAACGGUUCCUGGACCUUCCACCCAGGAUAAACCCCAGCAACUUUUACUUCAACACCACCAAAGGCUUCUACUGCCUCCUGUCCGCCGGACACGACAAGUGCCUGGACGAGUCUAAAGGCCGACCGCACGCUCCGCUGAGCACGCAGGCCUUGAAGAAGCUCUGCCGGUACUUCAGGAAGCCCAACAAACUCUUCUUUGAGAUGGUGGGAAGGUCGUUCUCCUGGUGCUGAUGCAACUGUCAGGGACAGACAGAGAGGAAAACUGUUUCUGAUGGCAGAUGAUCUUUUUCUAAAUACCUUCUCAGGUAUAAAUGUGCUGCACUCUCAUGGAACUGACUGAAAAUCUGGUCGAUAAAACCCGAACCAAGCCGGUGCCUCUUCAGAACCAACAAAGCUACAACAACUGUGCCAUUAAGAAGCUCGGAGCAACCUGUUAGCUCGGUUCACGGACAGGAGCUGAGCAGACGGCUGCCAUGUUUGAUUGUUGCACUAAUGACCAAAUUGCUUUAAAAGUCAAUCAGCGUAAAUAUUGUCAGUUCAGAAGAUCUCGCUCUCGUUUCUAAACAACUGUACAAAAAUGUUUGCUUUGUGAAACUCUUCGUUUCUCAUCAGCUGCUUUUGUUUUCAUUCUGUUAGAAAAUCUUAGUAAAGACAAAUAGUGUCUUGUAAACAUGUUCUUACCUUUUCAACUUUCUCACAUUUUGUCAUUUUACAACCAAAAACUUGAAUCCAUUUUAUGUGCUACAGAAGUAAAGGCAUCAUUUUGAAGUGGAAUAAAAUUAUUUGUAAAAAAUAUUACUGCAAAUUUUACAAAGUGCAGCAUGAAUUUGUAUCCAUUGUCUUUUAUAUCAGUACACAUAAAUAAAUAAAACCCAGUGCAAACAAUCCCAUUCAGGAGUCGCCUCUAAUCCAUUUGUGAGUCAUUUAGCAUCAGAAUAAAAACAUGUGAGAAUUUAGAGAACAACUUUAUGUCAACUAACAAAUAAACCAAACAGGUCAGGGGAAAGUUAUGGAGAAAUUUAAAUAAAAUUAUCAAGUUGUCAUAAUUGUGAAAGUUGGAUCAAAACACCAACAGACGUUUGGGUAGAUUAUGAUAUGUGAAGUUUGUUAAAGAGCCAAAGAAACCACUUAUAAAAACUUUGAAUAAAACAGGGAGCUGGAGAAAAGAGCAGAUAUCGACGCGGCUUGUUUCUUAUUUCUGACGGCCACAGAAAAAAUCUCAGCCCCUCAUUGUUCAUAAAGCGUUGUCAUGCAAAGAGUUGAAUAUCGCAGAAAUACAUAACCACGUAUUUCAGAUUAAUUCAAAUAAAAAUGUGAAAACUAUGAAUUCUUUUACUCCACUCCAGAAGUUGGUCUUUCUCCUGACAUCCCGGUAAAACGCACUGAAGUUUGUCGUCACAUGACAAAAUGUGAUAAAAGGUACAGAUACUUUAGCACUGCAUUGUGUAUAAAUAUUGUAUUUCUAGCCCUUUUUUAACAACACAUUUUCAUUUACUUUACAAGUGAAGCCCAACAUGGUGUUAUUGUUAAUAUCUGUAGUUUUUUUCCUAGUGUCCUAAUAAAUGCACUCAGACUUUCCUUCUGUCUCCUGCCUGAGAGCAGAGAUCAGGUUUAAAGGGUUUGAACACAUCAAACAUAAAUGAGCGAACGGCCGGCCGCUCCGGGAAAACCUAAAGAAGACGUUCCCUGUCAGAGUCGGUCUUUACAUCCAGCAUCAAAGCUUCGUUUCAUCACAAACUUUUUCCUGAUAGGAAGUUAAAUCACCACCGACUGUCAGCAACAGCUGCAGGUCAGCAGAUUAUUCAACCUCCUGCCAUGUUUACGUCAGAUAACAGUUAUAAAGAUGGUUUAGCUGUCCACUAAUAAAGGACAAGGUGCCUUUUUGUAAGAUUUUCAUGAUCCUAAAGUCAGCUGCUUUGUUAUUUUUUAUGUUUUUCUUUGGUUAAAAAUCUUAACUGUAAAAAGCUCCAUGCUUUGAGGCUUUGAGGAAAGCAGGUUGUAACGACACCAUGAGGAAAACGGAGCAGAAUCAGAGCUGAAGGCUGACCUCCGCCUGCCUCCCAUCCACCGCUCCCAGGAGAAACCAGAACCACGGAGACAGGCAGGGCGAAGGAUGGAGACGUAAACAGAUUAUUCUUUGAAGACGUGAACAGUCUUUCAUGUCUCCUCUGCUCAGGACAACGCGGCUGACGUCACUUUCAAUCAUCAGGUAGCUUUACAUCAACAGUUCAACUUCUUUGCCAACUUUGUGCUGAGAAUCUCACUCUCAGUUUCACUUUAAACAGUCAGGAUGACCAGACAGAAAUGUUCCCUUUCCAUAUCAGUGAUGAUUGAUUGAGGAGCCGUGUGUGUGGAUCUGGAACGUUUCAUGGUAUCGUGUUGGGAAUCACAUGGGAAAACAUGUGGAACCUUGUGAUACACAUGUGAUUCCUACUGUGUUUGUUGGCCCUAACAGUUACUGAAGGCAAUUUUUACAUGCAAAAACUAAACUGAACAAUUUUCAUCAGAAAGAGCAACUGGGAGGCUGAAACCAAACAACUAAAACCAGAAGACUGAAACCUGAAAAUAAUGUGUAAAAUAAAUAUAAACCGCAGGUAUUUACCUACUCAAACAUAAGAUGGAGGAAAAUAUUGGAAAAUACAAGACAA
This is a messenger RNA of Gambusia affinis (western mosquitofish), 3953 nucleotides long. RefSeq names its product heparan sulfate (glucosamine) 3-O-sulfotransferase 1-like 2 (gene hs3st1l2). Bases 589 to 1536 code for a protein of 315 amino acids. Lineage: Eukaryota; Metazoa; Chordata; Actinopteri; Cyprinodontiformes; Poeciliidae. Gene Ontology annotation, molecular function: [heparan sulfate]-glucosamine 3-sulfotransferase activity. The record is from RefSeq and is a predicted model, not a curated record. The transcript is spliced from 3 exons.